UGAUGUGAAUGGCGCAGCCAUUUCUCUACCUAGAGAAAGAAAACCAAGGAGGCACAGAGCAACACUGCCCCGCCGCGCGUGCAGCUAGGCGGGCAGCGCGGGAGCCAAACGCCCUGGCCGCGUGACUUCGGCUUUCAGCCGGCUCCACUGAUCUCCAGCCUUCAUCUCCAAACUUUCUCCCCACGUCAAACGCCUGCGCAGACAAAACGCGCGCAGAAUUUAUUUCAUUUGCAGCGGCAGCAGCCAUGGAGGCGAACCUGCACGGAGGUGACGUCCCAGCGAUGCAUGUGAAAACCGAAGCCGGAGAUGAACGCUCAUCUGCGCUGGGUUUGGGCAGGCAGGAGCCGCCUGCGCCCUGCGGAGAUGCCGCAUGCAGAGCGGGAGGAGGAGGAGUGCAACAGACUGCGGAGGAGCUGACUGACACGGAGCUGCAGGCCAACACCUCAGCUCCCUCCGUUCUGCUGUAUCCUGUGAGCACAGAUCGGUUCUUCACAUCAUCAGCAGAUGGUAAAACAUACCUGAAGAUUGCCCCAGCUGCAGUGCUGCCACCUGCUUCCACAGAGAAGACGCUCUCCUCUGGCUCGGACUUCUCCUCCAAAGCCGUCCUGUGUCUGAUAGAGGCUGUCGGGCGGCGCUGGGGUCUGUACGAAACCCGGGAACGCUCCCAGCUCUUUCAAAGCGUCCAGGAAGAGAUGGCCUCAAAGGGCCACGUCCUUCCGGUUGAAAAGAUCCGCCGCAAGUGGAACAACCUCAUUGUCACAUACAAGAGGGUGAAGGACCGCAGCCGGGAGACAGGACAUGCCAAAACAUCCUGGGAAUUCUUUGAUCUCAUGGAUGCCACCCUCUGUGAUACUAUUGGCUCGCAGAUCAUUUCUAACAAAAGGAACAAAGGUAUCAGUACAGCUUCUUCACUGGCCAUCCCUUCUGCAAAGAUUGCUGCAAAACCGACGCAGCUUCAACAACCAGCUACCAUCAUCCGCCCCAAUGGGGACUUUGCUGCCGCUGGAGGUUUGGAUCCCGCAGGUCUGGGGGGUGUUAGCGGCCAGGUCAUGGGUAGCACGGCUGCAAGUCCUUCACAGACUGCAACCACUGUGACUCUUGUAAAUGCUCCAGAGGUCAAGCCUGUUAUUGUUCUAAAUGGCGACAUUGUUCCGUCUAGCAUUCAGUCCGUGACCAUCCCACCACCUCCGUCUUUUAUCUCUUCUCCAUGUUUUACUGAAACAGCCUCAGCAUCUUCCUCUCUGGGCUCAGCCAGCAGCACAGAUUUAAGUGCGUCGGUCUUGAAAACCCGAAAAGCUCCAAACUUCACAUCCGGUGUCACGUCCUUCUGCCUCAGUACGACGCCGCUUAGCCACACUCAGAACAUCCUUGGCCUGUCUUCAUUCUCCCCAACGUCUUCCUGUCACACCGCUUCCAGUGCUGCUUCGCUGUCGGCGACAGUAAUGGCAGGAACCGAGGGGCAGGACCAGAAGGGAAACAAGGAGCAAAGCAGCCUUGGGUUGUUUCAGGAGGUCCUGAAGCGACAGGAAGAGCAGGGCUACCUGGAACGGGUGGCUCGGCGCAGGGUGGAGGCCAGAGAGAAGAGACGGGAGAGGAGGGAAGUACGGAUGACGGAAUCACUCGGAAGGAUAGCCACGGCGUUAGAGCUCCUCUCCUCCAAACAAGACACUAUCAUCGCGCUCCUGCAGAGACUAGCCGAUCGAAAAUGAGGAACUUUAAGGCACGAAAAAAUUGUUUAAAUAUUUUGAUCUUCUUUUGAAACGUGCUUUAUAAAGUUAUUCUCCUCAAAAAUGAUCUGGAAUAUUAUUCUGAAAAAGUUUUACUUUACCCUCAAAAAAAUAUUGUGUUAAUAAAGUGUUG
Cyprinodon variegatus (sheepshead minnow) is the source of this 1860-nucleotide messenger RNA. RefSeq lists its product as uncharacterized. The transcript is spliced from 4 exons. Bases 246 to 1709 code for a protein of 487 amino acids. The record is from RefSeq and is a predicted model, not a curated record. NCBI's taxonomy places the organism in Eukaryota, Metazoa, Chordata, Actinopteri, Cyprinodontiformes, Cyprinodontidae.